AUGUUCGUAAACAAUCUCGUCAUUUUUCUCGCAGCGCUUCCAGCCAUUGUAGUCUCGUCGCCAGCAGGCCUCCACGAUAGCGACUACGGGAAUGGCGGGAGGUAUGGCUUCAAGAGCUGUAAAGAUAGGGGGGUUAGGCCCGGCAAGUUUGAUUCAAUCGAAACCAAUGCCACCACGGGGAUGGCAACUGUUCCAAAAGACUACACAGGGUUAACGUUCGACCCGCAAUGGUCAGUCAUCAACGUUACGGCUUCUAAGGGAAAACUGCCCUCUAGAAACCAACACUCCGCAGUAUCUAAGCCAAAUGCUCUCAUUGGGUCGAAGUACAAUCCUGAUGACAAGGGAGACCAAUCCCCGGCAAGCUUCGGUGUAAAAGAUGGAACAUUUGAUUUAUUUGGGUUCUACGUUCAACCUAUGGCAAGUCCACCUCCAGGUGUGUCUGUUCAUGUCGUUGGGUAUCCAGCCGACGAGAAGGAGGAACCUUUUAAGUAUUCUUUGGAAUUUCCUGAUGGUGUGGAUACGCCAAUAUACUUCGAUACACACCGGAUGGCAGGCCCAAAACUCUGGAAUGGGCUGAAGAAGGCCGAAAUCUGGAGUACAUAUGGUGACGGCAUUGAUUGGGAGUUCUUUGUGGAUGAUAUCUGGAUUCGAUGGGGAAACGAGACGGAGUCUACACUCACAGCCCAGAACAACGAGGAAUUGAGAUAA
This is a messenger RNA of Morchella sextelata, 708 nucleotides long. RefSeq lists its product as uncharacterized. The transcript has 4 exons. Bases 1 to 708 code for a protein of 235 amino acids. The record is from RefSeq and is a predicted model, not a curated record. NCBI's taxonomy places the organism in Eukaryota, Fungi, Ascomycota, Pezizomycetes, Pezizales, Morchellaceae.